Schistosoma intercalatum is the source of this 4437-nucleotide messenger RNA. The record is from the annotation of a GenBank genome assembly. Lineage: Eukaryota; Metazoa; Platyhelminthes; Trematoda; Strigeidida; Schistosomatidae.
CUUGACUUGAAUUUGAAGUAGCUUUUACACGAUGUUGUGUAGUGCCUCACAUCGCUUCAGGUCCCAUUUUAACUAGCCUUGAACGCGUUGAAAAAAAUCAUUAUUGUCAACCACCUUUAAUGAACAUUGUUGCCUCAACAAGUGAAAUUCAGCACAUCUAAAUCUUAAUUCGUGUACCCCUGAAAGACAUUACCAUUUAGCUGACGGGUUGAAAUGCACAAUCCAUCUUCAAAUAAUCGGAAACCCAUACGUGUAUGGGUCGACGGAUGUUUCGACCUAGUUCAUUUUGGACAUGCCAAUGCUCUUCGUCAGGCUAAAUCACUCGGUGAUCAACUUAUCGUUGGAAUUCACUCUGACAAAGAAAUCACUAAACAUAAAGGACCACCAGUUUUCCAUGAAAAAGAACGUUAUCGGCUGAUCAGAGCUAUGAAAUGGGUCGAUGAAGUAGUAGAAGAUGCACCAUACUUUACCUAUGUGAAAACGUUAGAAAAAUAUUCUUGUGAUUUUUGUGUACAUGGAGAUGAUCUGGUGGUAUCCAAUGAUGGAUCAGAUCCUUAUGCAGAAGUUAAAGCAACUAAUCGAUACAAAGAAGUUAAACGAACUGAGGGUAUAUCUACUACAGCUUUAGUGUCAAGAAUGUUAAAACGUAUACAACAAUUACAAGAUCAAGGUACGUAUGCAUCGCAGUUUAGUUCAAGUACAGAGUGUUCAAUUCGACGAACACAAUCAUUAGAUUCUGUAUUAAAAAGUAAAGAUAAGUUUAUGCAUCCUUGUAAGACGAAGGAAACAUUAUCACCCAUAUAUCCGGGCCUAAAUUCAAAUUGUUCUAAAGCUAAUGAUGUGACAGAUUCAAUUAAUGUUUCAAUUUGGUCUACUGGUGGUAUGACGUAUAUGCCGAAUAUUUUACGUAUAAGUCAAUUUUGUUCUGGUCAAUUUCGUGAACCUAAUAGUAAUGACAUUGUGGUGUAUGUACCGGGUACAUUUGACCUAUUCCACAUUGGUCAUUUAUCAUUCCUGGAACAGUGUUUAAAACUUGGGAAUUAUCUGUUGGUUGGAUUAUACUCGGAUAAAACGUCAUCAUUUGAAAGUGGUCGAAUGGGCUCAAUUCUCACACUUCAAGAACGACUGUUAUCUGUACUGGCCUGUCGAUACGUGAGCAAUGUAAUUAUUGAUGCACCGUAUGUAAUACCUCCCAAUCUUUUGGAUCAUUUCAAUGUAAAUUAUGUUGCAAUAGGUUGGGAUAAAAAUCUUACACCAACAUUAGAAGGCUUAGAUCCGAUGAUGGUUUGUAAAGAACGAGGUAUUCUUCGUAGAAUCGAUAGUGGAUGUAAUGUUACAACUUCACUUGUUAUAUCUCGUAUUAUGAAAAAUAGGUGUGAGACAUGGCCAUUUGGAUAUUCGUAGUUUUCUAAUAUUUGAUCAUAGAUGCCAUCGAAGUGUCACUCGUGUAUUUUGGGACCAUCGGAUGAGCAAUAACAAGGUUAGGAAUAGGAUACUAGGUAAAUCUGUUUAUAAAAUAGUAAAUAUUCAUCAAAUGAGGUGGUUGGGAUUUCUGUUACGUUCGUCCAACCACUGUCUACCUCGACGGGUGAUGUUUUGUGGUGAGGGACUAGGUUUAAGGAAAACUAGAAGAAGCGAAAGCAAGAUAUAGCAACAGUCUAAGAAACCAUUGAUGACUGAUCUGACCUAUGUUAACUGAUGUAGAUUGCCUGGUUCGUGUCCACGUGAUUAUCGUAAUCUAUGUUUUUCAAGGUAUUGGCUGACAUGGCUCAAAAUCCGCUCUUUGCCUUCCGUUUAGAUGCUAGUUUUCUAAAUCCCUCAAAAUCUUUUUUCACUAAUUCAUAUUUUCUCCAAUCGUAUAUUAGAUGUCUAGUCUUUUCCAUUACCGCUAGUACUCUUACUACCUUUGCUGCUCUGGGAUUUACCCUAGCAAUUUCACCUCAUUGCGCUAAUAGUAAAAUAUGGCAACUUGAAUUGAUGUACACAUAUGCUGGGUUUUAUGUUGAGUUUGACUGACCGACUGACCAGAGAGCGCUGUUGACAACUGUUUCAUUUUAGUUAGUGGCUCUUAAGUAGCACUGUUCACCCAUGAUCCCAAACUGAACCGACCCGAGAACCAUCUUCCCUUGUACAUCUCUUACGUAUCUUGAUGCUCUCCAAUGUCAUUUUGGAGUUACUGCCUGAUUCUAGAUUGGUUUACCUACGCAGUUUUCUACUACAACGUUGGGAAGUCCGCCUCAAAGAUAAUCACACACGAUAAUUAGUAGGGCUUUUUUUUAAGAUUUCACAUUGUUCAGACGUAACUUCAUGACAAGGUGAGUCUUUCGUAUUUAUCAUCGUAUGUUAGCAUCUGUUUAUAGUUAUUAUCAGUCGGUAAUGUUAAUUUCCUAUAUUCUUACUAAAAAAUAGAGCAACACAAAAGUUCCUGAAUUAGAUUCGGUGAACUCAUUAGAAUGUUACUUUAAAGCAAACGAUAGAACGCAGAUACACCAUGUUAUAUUUUCGUCGAUGGCGAAUUAAUUAAUACAAUAUAAAAGGUUCAUUACAGUAGAGCAUUAAAAAUGUGUCACGCUUGCAUAAAUUCUGUGUUAUUGCCUGGGUACUCAAAACAAAGCAAAUAGUAUCAGACCAUUCUUUGACCUUAAGGUUUGAUUUACAAAGCAAUGGGGUAACGUCACAUGACAUUUUAAGGUAGCAUGUAACUGAUGUAGGUUCGUACACCAUUGGUUUCGUCCUUAUCCUGAUGACGAUAUUUAUUAUUGGUUUUAAAUAGUUUCCUAGCUUAUCUACAACGAAUCUACUAACUUCAAUCUAAGUGACAUGUCUGGUAUCAAUUACUUUUUCAGGGCCACUCUCACUGUAUCAAAAUAGUUAUUGUACGUCUUCCCAGGAAGAGGCUAUAAGCAUACGGUCAUUUGAGAUCAUUCCUGGAGGUAGGGUGGAUUCUUCAAAACCUCGGUAUCUCGGAAACCAAGAUCGAAAGUCUUUUUCUUUAGUGAGCUAAUCAGGUCGCGAAAUUAGCCAGCCAUUGCUCAAAGGAUUUUAUGUCAACUGAGAAAUCAGAAAUAUGUAAUAAUAAAGAGGUAAAACAAAAAAUUACACGUUGUCUAAUAAAGCUAUUCUUUCAAAUGAACGUAACAUCAUAAAAUUCUUUAGCAUUAUUGAGAUAAUUGUGUAAUAUAACUGUCCGUUAAUCACUCCAAAGUUUGUACUUCACAAACAUACAUCUCUGAUAUUGUUAAGUAACUGCUAGUUGUAAUUUUUCGUAUUCUUUAGUUCAAGACACUGUUUAAUAAUAGUAGUUUAACUGUUUAAAGCAUUUGACUCAACUAUUGAGUUUUAUUUUAACUAGUUUAGCUUGAGUUAUUAUCGGACACAGAAGUACAUAAAUCUAUAAUUUAUUAUUUUGAUUGAGAUUAUGAGUCGAUCAAUGUUAGAACACCAUUGAAAACCUAGAAGCACUGGAUGGCCAUUUUGUUCUAGUAUGGGACUCCUCAGCAGUGCACAUUCACCGUCCCACACACGGACCUCGAAUCUAGGACCUUCGGUUUCACAUACGGGGUCGUGGAUGUGCACUACUGAAGAGUCCCAUACUAGGACGAAAUGGCCGUCCAAUGCUUCUAUGUUUUCAAUGGUGGUUUAAAAUUGAUCGAUUCAUGAUCUCAAUCAAAACUCAACAAUCUCCAGAACUCAAUACUGAUAAUUUAUUAUUUGUUCAGUCUCACUUGAAGUUGAAUGAAACAUAUGUAGGUUUCAUAGCAUCAUUUUCUUCAAAAUCGAAGAAAGAAUUUGUUCUAAUGUUGUAAUGUGAUUAGUUUUUUCUUCUUGAGAUUAACUUUAUUAUACUUUUUUUUGAUACAUCAUUCUAUACAUACACACACAAAUUUUCACAUACUCAUACUCGUACACUGUGCACAUGGCAACUAAUCAACUUUAGACUUCUUUACGAAGAACGAAAUCAGAAAAAAGUGGAUAAAGAAGUCCAGUUGGCGAGUAAAUUUUUGACAAGUAAUUAAUUAGAUUGUUUUUUUAUUGUCAAACUAACAACAACAAUGAAUUACUGACUUCUCGUGUUUGUUUUUUGUCAACACUACUUAUUCGUUUGUUUUCGUCACCUUUCUUGUCUUCAUUUACUUUAAAUUGUUUUUAUUUGAUAAAAAAAAAGAAUAUGUCUUCUCUCUCUGUCUCGCAUCCUGUCAUCUCACUUUUACGUGAGAACAAUAAGACAGUGAAUAUGAAUAUAAUGGAAAUCCUAUUGAUUUUAAAUUAAUCUGUCUAUUGAUCUAUGUAUUUGUACAACAUUCCCACAUCGUUUUUUAUUAUUAAUUAAAAUUUCAAUAGAUGUGGAAAGUCAAUUUACAUUGGCUAAAUUAAUCUUAUUAAAUUGCUGAUAUUAUUAAUGAUUAUACUAGAAAUAAACGAAAGGAAAUAUCAACA